Messenger RNA from Scheffersomyces stipitis CBS 6054, 1236 nucleotides. RefSeq lists its product as uncharacterized. The transcript has a single exon. The record is from RefSeq and is a predicted model, not a curated record. The annotation marks the transcript as partial. Lineage: Eukaryota; Fungi; Ascomycota; Pichiomycetes; Serinales; Debaryomycetaceae.
UACACCAUUUUUCUCUUGCUCCACUCUCUUUUCACAUUAGUUGCCCCAACAUGGUACUGGAAAGAGCACAAAGUAUGUGAUCCUAGUCUGCUGAACAUGGUACCUUCUACUGGGUUCAAGAUCAACAGACAAUACAAGAUCAGUGGUUUAUUUCCUCCUUUCAGUAUGCAUUUCAUACAAAUUUCACAUUGUGACCAUGGGCAAGUUGACUACCAGAAAGUAAAAAGAACCAUGUCCAGCACAGACAUAGACUGGGAUAAGCCCUUCUGUAUGCUCAAGCCUAAGUUGGGAGAUGUACUAUCUUUACCACCCGAAGACACAGUAGAGAACUUGUUGCCUGGAAAUAAUGGUACGAUUUCUGGAUAUUCAGAAAUUCCUAAUAGUCGUUUAGAGCGUUUUGGUCAGUUUGUGAGGAAUAAAUUUGACAAGGCAUUGGAAUCGUUGACUGCGGGCAAGAGAAUCCAGUAUAAGGGGAAUAUAGCUUACCACCAUUUAGAGGAUAUCAAACAAGCUGAUCCGCAAUCUUCCUUUGAAUGGGAAUCACGAAACCUAGUUUGCUACAAGAUGGCUCGACGAAAGAAGUAUGCCAAGAGAGAUGUUUCUUUCUACAUGCCAAAUACUUUUGUAGGAGGACUUUUUGAAUGUCCUGUUCUGGCACAACAGAAGAAGACUUUGUUCCAACAGUUUGGCAAUGAAGAUUUUCUCAAAAGCCUUGAUUUUGAUUGUGAUAGUUCUUUGGCCAGACCAAUUCUACCCUUGAUUGCUCAAGAUAGUACUCAACAAUGGAUAGAUACCAAUUUCAAAGAUUUUCUUAACCCUUCGAUCGUCCAGACGAUACCUUACUUGGCCACAGCUUCUCCAUGGAAUCUACGGUUUUCCCUUAGUAACACAGCUGACAUGAAUAGCGACACAUGGGCAACCAAAAUCGAUGUUAAUGAACAGUAUGUCUAUUCUGAGCUGGAGGUGCAUGUUAUAUCUCGUGCAGUGGCUGUUUCUGCCGAUUACUUGAACAGAAUCAUCUCUCCUAUUGAUAUCAACAAGUUUCUGCAGAGAUAUAAUAACUGGCUCUCUAAGUCCCAGCAAUGGGAGAAUCCUAUUUUAGAAGAAGGUGAUAUGACCAAGAUCAUGCUGAGCCUCUCAUUUGACCAAAGGUUGCAGCUCAUUAUCUCAAGCAAGACCAGGAAGGUUGCCAUGGAACAAAUACAGAAGCUUCAGGACUUGUGGGAUCAACUACAA